AUGGCUUCAUGUCUUUUACACAAUGUUGGUCUAUCAUUAGGAGCACAGUUAAUCGGACAAUUCGAAGGAAAGGGCACCGGUUUACAAUGGUCAAUGAUAAAUCAGGGAUUUUCUGUUGAUGAUAAUUUUACGAUGGUAGAUGUUCUUAUAAUGUUGUACGCAGAUGCACUGAUUUAUCUCAUAAUAGCAUUGUAUAUCGAGAAAAUUUGGCCAGGACAGUAUGGCGUACCGAAAUCAUGGUAUUUUCCGUUUACACUAACCUAUUGGCGAGGGCAUGCACAUAAUAAUAUGAAUUAUGUUGCAGUUGAUGCUACAAAUGGACUGUCUCCUUCUGAGUCAACAAAUGAAUUUGAAGAGGAACCAAAAGAUAAAGCACUGGGUAUUUCUCUUUUUAACGUAUCAAAGGUGUAUUCAUUUUUCUUGAAAACAAAACAGCCAAUUCAUGCCGUACGCAAUGUCAGCUUGAAUAUUUACAAUGGUCAAUUGACUGCUCUGUUGGGUCACAAUGGAGCAGGAAAAUCGACAACGAUUUCAAUGAUCACAGGUUAUAUACCGCCCACAACUGGUCAAAUUGUUGUUAAUGGCUUCGAUAUUGCCACAUCAAUUGAUAAAGUUCGUGAUAAUUUGGGUUUAUGUCCACAAUAUAACAUAUUAUUCGAUUAUUUGACUGUUAAAGAACAUUUGAAGCUGUUUGCUAUUCUAAAAGGGCACCCAUCGAAUGACGUUGAAAAUGAAAUACAAAAAAUGGUUAAAGAUCUGAAUUUGGAAGAUAAGUUAAAUACUCUCUCAAAAGCAUUAUCCGGCGGUAUGAAACGAAAAUUAAGUGUCGGUAUUGCAUUAAUUGCUGAUUCAAAAAUCGUUAUUUUGGAUGAACCAACGAGCGGAAUGGAUCCUGCUGCUAGACGUUCUACAUGGGAUAUGUUACAACGUUAUCGUACUGAUCGAACAAUUUUAUUCACAACUCAUUUCAUGGAUGAAGCUGAUAUUCUGUCAGAUAGAAUUGCUAUCAUUGGCGAUGGUCGAAUACGAUGUUGUGGUUCACCAUUUUUUCUAAAAACAAAAUAUGGUGUUGGUUAUCAUUUAAUAUUAUCUAAAAAUGUUGAAGCAGAUGUUGAAAAUAUUGUUCAAAUUGUUCAAAAGCAUGUACCAUUAGCUCAAUUAGAAAGUAACAUUAGUGCCGAAUGUAGUAUAUUAUUACCACAUGCAUCAUCAGCAAAAUUUCCUGAUUUGUUUGAUGAAAUUGAACAGAAAAAAGAUUCUUUACAAAUAUUUAGUAUUGGAUUAUCAGAAACAUCUAUUGAAGAAGUUUUUAUGAAGAUCGUUGAAACUGAGGAACUUACUGAUACCAUAUCAAUGUUGCCAGAAAAACAAUUGAAUAAUGGAUUUCAAGAAGAUACUGAAACGAUUCCAGAUAAUGGACAUUAUUCAAAUGAUGAUGCCGCACUUGUCACUAUAAACUCUACAUCUGAAACAAUAAUAGCCAAAAAUUCUGAUAUUUCUCUGUGGAUUCAACAAUUAAAAGCGUUGCUUCUGAAACGUAUAUUGAAUUCUGCUCGUAAUUAUUUGGUUUUAUUUGCGACAUUUUUACCCGCUAUAUUCGUGAUCAUAUCACUUAUUAUUGAACAACAAAUACCAAGACCAGAAGAUUCACCCCCACUCCUUAUCACCGCUGACCGCUAUUCUUGGACACGUGUACCCUAUACUUAUGAUACAAAUUCAUCGAUAUCAACAGCAUUUGCCAAUAUCUACAGGAAUAUUACAGCACAUUCUGAUAAGGAGACACCGAUCGAUUUAACAAAACCAUUUCAAGGUGAUUGCCAUGAUUUGAAACCAAUGAAUUUGUUAGGAUAUCUUGGAUGUAUUGGAAGAUUGAGUGUCGGUAAACUGACGGAUCAUUAUUUAAUUGCCGCAGAUAUUCAUGAGUACAAUAAUUACUCAUCUAAUGAUAAUAAAACUGAUUUACAUUUAAUCGGUUUAUUUAAUAAUCAACCGUUUCAUGUUCCACCGUUAACGUUGAAUGAGUUAACAAAUUCUCUAUUACAUUAUUAUUCGAUAACUGACAAUUACACCAAUAAUAGUUUUAUAAAAGUCAUCAAUCAUCCAUUACCACGAUCAUCGAGAGAUGAACUAAACGAUUUUCAAUCAAAACAAUUUUUUGGUUUUCGUUUAUCAUCAUCGAUCGUCUUCGGAAUGGGCUUUGCGAUGGCCUCAUUUGCCGUGUUUCUGAUUAAAGAACGUGUUUCAAAAGCAAAACAUUUACAAUUUUUAAGUGGAGCAAAUGCCGCUAAUUUUUGGAUCUCAACAAUUAUAUGGGAUGCCGUUUAUUACUUGAUUCCAACAGUUUGUAUAUAUUUUGUAUGGUGGAUAUUUUAUCACACGGAUGCCCUUAAAGAGGAUAUUGGUGUUUUUAUAACGGGACCACGUUUAGGUUACACAAUAUUGUUAUUUGCAUUGUAUGGUUGGGCUCAUAUACCCUAUACAUAUUUACUUUCAUACUUAUUUCAAAUACCCUCAUCUGGUUUCGCAUGGAUUACAAUUAUCAAUAUUAUAACAAGUCAAGCUACUCUUUUAGCUGUUGUCAUUUUGGCAAUUCCGCAAUUAAAUUUAGUCAAUAUUUCAAAAAUACUUGAAUGGAUAUUUCUAAUAUUAUUUCCCAACUACAGUCUAGCACAAGCAUUUAAUGACAUAUAUUCAAAUCAUGAAUAUUUAAAGAUUUGCCCAGGACUAUCAGAGCUUUGUCCAUUGGGACCGAAUCCAUGCUGUAAAAACAAUUGUGGCUCAGAUUGCAUUGAUUGGUCAUACAAUUAUUUGGAUUGGCAUAAGCCCGGUAUUGGACGAUUUAUUGUAUUUUUAUUUUUGCAAGGUUUAAUUUCGUUUACUCUAUUGUUAUUAAUCGAUUUUGGUAUCGCACACCGAUUUAAAUCGUUUGUAUUCUCGUGUGGAAAGAAAAACCAGAAAGAAUACACAAAAUUAAAUUCUAACACGUCUGAUACAAUAACAAGGAUUGCUCAACCUAUUACAAAUCAAACCACAACAGAAGCAAUAACAACGGAUGAUCUAAUAUACGGUGCUGGUGUGCUCGAUGAUGAUGUUAAAAACGAAGAAGAACGCAUUCAACAAACACCAACUAAUCGUCUGAUGGAAACCGAUGUUUUAGUUUUGAAUAACGUAUCAAAAGUCCAUGGAAUGCUUCGCGCAGUAGAUAAAGUUUCAUUCGGUGUUAAAAAACAAGAGUGUUUUGGUUUAUUAGGAGUGAAUGGAGCAGGAAAGACUACAAUCUUCAAAAUGAUAACUGGUGAUGAAUUAGCUAGUAAUGGUUCUAUUGUAUUAGAUCAUCUUGAUAUUAACACAAACAUGAGAAGAGCACAACGAAAAAUGGGUUAUUGUCCACAAUUCGACGCAUUAAUUGACUUACUCACCGGUGAAGAAACAUUAUAUUUAUUUGCUCGCUUACGUGGUGUCAUGGAAAUUUUCAUACCAAAUUUAGUUCGAGAUAUCAUAACAUUAAUGAAUUUAGAUAAACAUGCAAAAAAAUAUGUCUACGCAUAUAGUGGUGGUAAUAGAAGAAAAUUAAGUGCUGCCGUGGCCUUGAUUGGAGAUCCAGCUAUCAUAUUUUUAGAUGAGCCCACUACAGGUAUGGAUCCAAAAGCACGUCGGUACUUUUGGAAUGCUAUAGCAAAAUUUCGUGAUUGUGGAAAACCGAUUAUACUAACGUCACAUAGUAUGGAGGAAUGCGAAGCCUUAUGUACAAGAAUAGCUAUUAUGGUCAACGGACGUUUGAAAUGUCUGGGUAGCAUUCAACAUCUUAAAUCAAAAUAUGGUCAAGGUUAUACAUUAGUUGCCAAAUUGAAUUCGUUUACCGAAGAUAAAAUAAAUGAUUUUUUUAACGUAAUUAAAAAUACAUUUCCUAAUGCUCAAUUUAAAGAAGCAUAUGAAGGUUACAUCCAUAUUCAUAUUGAUGAAUCAAAUCUAUCAUUCAUAUUAGCCAAGUUGUUUCGUAUAGUUGAAAGUUGUAAACAAAAGUAUAAUAUUGAAAAUUAUACCGUUAGUCAAACAACGUUAGAACAAGUGUUUUUAACUUUUGCCAAAUCACAAUUGGAUCCAGAUGAAUUAAAACAUCGUUUAAGAAAAAACAGGACACUAUUUGGAUUAAUAAAAUCUGGUUCAUCAUCUUAA
Messenger RNA from Didymodactylos carnosus, 4176 nucleotides. Lineage: Eukaryota; Metazoa; Rotifera; Eurotatoria; Philodinida; Philodinidae. The record is from the annotation of a GenBank genome assembly.